CGUCCCGAGCAAGGCUGCUAAGCAGAAGUUGUUGCAGUGGUUCACCCCGAAAACGCGCUAGAAACCCCGCGACGACUCAGGCGCCUCCCUCUCCCCCCCACCCACAGGGGGCUGAUCCUGCCGGGGAUGGCAGGUCCCACACAGUGGAAAGCGAGAUGGUAGGGCCAAAAAACCUCCUUCCUCUCCUGUCAAAGGGACAUGCGCCCCCAGUGCUGUGUGGACUCUGACAUUGCAGACUGGCUUGCCAUCAUUCACCUGGAGAGAUAUCGGGAUGCCUUCAAGCAGCACGGAUAUUACUCCGUGAAGGAUGCAAUACCUCUGGGUAAGGAGGACCUUGAGAAGCUUGGCAUCACUCCUACUGGGCACCGCAAAAGGAUCCUGAGCUUAGUGCAACAAACUCAGCUGCUUGUGAGGGACCAACUUGGACACAUGGCAGGAGAUGCCCGUUACAGGUUUGGCAAAUGUGCAGAUUCUCUGGAUAGGCCUAAGACUGAUGAGAGUAAUGACACUGGCCAAAAUAAAGAAGUCUUGGCAGAAUCCAUUUCUGGCCCUGAGGCUUACCAUGACUCAGCAGAUCACGGCCAACCUCUGCCACCAGAUAAGGAACCAGCUCCUCCUGUGGCCAAGCCGAUACCCAAACCUAGGACUGUGUUCCCUCAUGCGCACCGAGUCGUCAAGCCAGAGCAAGCCUCAUUGCCAUCAGCACAAAUGUCUGUGCCGGCAUGUAUAUCUAGUUCUGACUCUGAACAAAUGUUUAUUAUCCUUGAAGGAUUUGAUCCAGGGGAAAGCACCACAGAUGCUGAGAAGUUUGAGAAUGCCUCAGAAUACCAGGCUGGAGAUAAACUGCCAGAGGCCACUCUGUCACCCCAGGGUAGACCAAGGAAGAAUAACUCAGAAUCUGCUCUGCACUCUUCUAUUCAUUUGAACGAAAUGAGCCAUGAGACCAAGCAUGGGUUUGAAACCUCCUUUUUUUUUACCCCUCCAUGUUUCAUCUCCAAGAAGCAGCCUGCGAACCCCAGCCCAACAGAGUUCGUUUCAACCACUACCCAAGUGCAGAGAGGGAUGUUGCUGCCUCCAGCUGCCCUCACCAAGUCAGCCUCUCAACGGGAUAGGAAAGAUAUAGUGACAGACGUUACUUAUGAGGGACGUGGGCUCCUGCCAUUGCCGUCUAGAAGCAUGAAGGUGAAGGAGUCUCCAAGGAGUCAGCCCAGCACACAGCCAUCAGGCCUAGCCAUGCAAAACGGGACUGUGGCCGUGGAGAAUUCUAUUUCCCUGGAACAGCUCUUCCCGGAUCUGCACCAUACACCGCAGGGCCUUGCCAACAGAUCAGCAGCCACUGUUGAGGAGCCCAUCAGUCCCUACUGCGAGGGCAUGUUUGGACAUUGUUGGUCUGUUCAGGAACAGGAUACUGCAUCACCUGAAUGGCAGGAAUAUGAAGAGUUGCCAGAGUGUGCACCGAACCAAGGAGAAGGAGUGCCCAUAAGCAGAAGCAUUAGCACAGAAGGAAAGGGCCACACUGCUACGAGAGAGGUUGGUGUCAUCAGCCACGUUGCCCAGAAUGAGACUGAAAGCUACUCUACAGUUGAUGUUCUACGGGGCAAAAGCUCUCCAUUCACACUCUCAGACCACUUGUAUCCUGAUGAAACUUUGGAUGACUUGACCAUCUCCCCCUAUGCCAGUUAUACCUCACUGUCGGAACGGCCACCCACUGUGCUCAGCGGCUGGCUAGACAAGCUCUCCCCACAGGGGAAUUAUGUCUUUCAGCGACGCUUUGUCAGAUUUGAUGGGAAAAACCUCAUGUAUUUCAACAAUGAGAAGGAGCCGUACCCAAAGGGUGUGAUUCCUCUCUCUGUCAUUGAGAUGGUGCGUUCCACGAAAGACAGCAAAUUCCAAGUUGUCACUAGCCACAGGGUCUUUGUCUUCAGAGCUGAAAGUGAGGCCCAACGGAAUGAAUGGCGCAGCACCCUGCAGCAGAAGGUGACUGAGCAGCGGCUGCUUUCUCCCCGGCCUUCUCUCAGGAGUAGCAGUCCCCUCCAAAAGUCUGGCUACCUAGAGCUCAAGGGCUACAAGUCCAAGCUAUUUGUGGUGCUAGCUCUCGCUGAGAUGUGGCUGUACAAAAGUGAGCAGUUCUUUAAAAUGGGCAUUGCCAUCUGUCUGAUAGAGAUGCCUGGCACAACUAUCCGAGAAGCCAAAGGCCGCAGCUUUGAGCUCAUCACCCCAUUCAAGAUCUUCAGUUUUGGAGCCGAGUCUGAGCGAGAGAAGCGGGAGUGGAUGGAGGCCCUGCAGAACUCCAUCGCUGAGACGCUGUAUGACUAUGAGGUGGCUGAGAAGAUCUGGUCUAACAAAGCUAACAGGUUCUGUGCUGACUGUCAUGCCCUGAAUCCUGACUGGGCCUCUGUCAAUCUGUGUGUGGUGAUCUGCAAGCAGUGUGCAGGUCAACACCGGAGCCUGGGCUCCAGCAUUUCUAAGGUGCAGAGUCUGAAGCUGGACACAAGCAUAUGGAGCAAUGAGAUGGUGCAGCUGUUCAUUGUUCUGGGGAAUGAACAGGUGAACAGGUUUUGGGCAGCACAUCUCCCACCUUCUGAGGUCUUAUACCCAGAUGCCAGCACUGAGCAGAGACGAGACUUCAUCACUUCCAAGUACCGCUAUGGGUGCUAUCGCAUGCCACACCCACAGUACAGCAGCCAGGAAAGCAUUUUGCAGGCUCUGUGUGCAGCUGUGUCUAGAUCUGGACUGUUGAAGACAAUGCUGCAGUUCUUUGCACCCACUAUGGAAGCUCAGGCAGGAGCUUGUAGUGCCAUUUCAGAAGUUAAAACCUGCUGCAACGCUGGGCAGAAUCAGCAAGGGAGCUACUCGGGCAAUCUUAGUGUGGCAGUUCUGAGCCCAGAAGGUGUCUACAAUGAGAUCACACAGCCAGUUGUCCACUGUGGCUACAUGUACAAGGCCCCAGCUAUGACAAAGCUCACAGUUACCAAGAAGAGCAGAGAGGAAUUUCAGAGAGUUUGGUGCUCACUGGAGAAGUUUCUCCUCUUCCAUGAGACUGACAGGAGCUCUGAACCAAUUGGGAAGUUUGAAACGGCUGAUGUGAUUUCACUGGGUGUGAACAGAGCAGUUCCUCUGACUAGUCUUGGCUCCUCAGACAGGUUCCGUUUCACAUUGGAGCUGUAUCUGAUCAACGAUCGAGUGCAACAGCUGGGGGCUGAUGGACCUGAUGCUCUGAAGUCCUGGGCCAGUGCCAUUGGCAAGUGGUUCACCCCUCUCAGCUGUCACUGCCUGCUAAGCUAUGAGUUCCAGAGGGUGGGCAGGCUCUGCUACAAAUCAAUGUUAAAUCCCAACCAGUGGCUGCAAGGUUUCUUCAUCCUCCAGAAAUCUCAUCUCUUCAUCUGCCCAGGAGAAGAGGGGGCAGCUGAGGACAGCAUCAACCUGCGGCAGCUGCAGGAGCUCAGUGUUGUUCCCCUUGCUGAAGGUCCAGAGAAGAAAGAGAUGCUGAUCCUGGUGGAGAUGGGGCGGACAUUUUGUCUUCAGGGAGCAUCACGACUGGACUUUUCCACAUGGUGCAGGGCUAUUCAGGCCUCAGCGGGGGGACAGGGAAAUGCCUUGCGUGAUCAGCAGCUCAGCAGGAGUGGCAUCCCCAUCAUUGUGAACAGCUGCAUUGCCUUCAUCACCCAGUAUGGGCUGCAACAUGAAGGUCUUUAUCGUAAGAAUGGAGCCAAGUCCCGCAUCAAGAUUUUGAUGGAGGAGUUCCGACGAGAUGCCCGAAAUGUUAAGUUGCGCAUCAAUGACAAUUUCAUUGAAGAUGUGACAGAUGUGCUGAAGAGGUUUUUCCGGGAGCUGGAAGAUCCUGUCUUCACCAUACACUUGCACCCCCAGUGGAAAGAGGCAGCAGAAAUCUCCCAGAAGCCUCAGCGGUUGGAGCAAUACAAGGAGCUGAUAAAGAGCUUGCCCCACCUCAACAGAAGGACCCUGGCCGCUCUGAUUAGCCACCUGUACCGGGUACAGAAAUGUGCUAACCUCAAUCAGAUGAGCACCAAGAACCUGGCUCUGCUCUUUGCACCCAGCCUCUUCCAAACUGAUGGAAAAGGGGAACAUGAGGUCAGGGUGAUGGAGGACCUGAUUGACAACUAUGUUCACAUUUUCAAUAUCGAUGAUGAUCAGGUGUCACAGAUGGACCUAGAGAACAGUUUGAUUACUACCUGGAGAGAUGUGCAGCUGUCACAGGCUGGUGAUAUCAUCCUCGAGGUUUACUUGGAACAGAAGAACUCCGAUUGCUGUGUCACUCUUAAGGUGUCCCCUAUAAUGACAGCAGAAGAGCUGACGAAUCAGGUGCUGGAGAUGCGAAGUGUUGCAGCCAGUUUGGACAUCUGGCUGACAUUUGAGGUCUUAGAGAAUGGGGAACUCGAGCGCCCCCUACACCCCAAGGAGAAGGUCCUGGAGCAGGCUCUGCAGUGGUGUAAACUGCCCAAACCCAGCUCUGCCUGUUUGCUAGUGAAAAAGGUGCCCAUCAGGGAAGGCAGCUGCCUCUUCACAGGUGCCAAGCGAGAGAGUCCAAAAUGUGGUCUGUUGAAGUGUCGUGAAGAAUUGCCCAAGCUGCUAGGGAGCAAGUUUCAGGAGCGCUACUUUGUCAUCAGGGACCGCAAGCUGCUUCUGCUGAAAGAGAAACGGAAUAUCAAGCCAGAGCGGGAGUGGCUGCUGGACCUGGCCAAGGUUUAUAUGGGGAUCCGGAAAAAAAUGAAGCCACCCUCACAGUGGGGUUUCACUCUGGUUCUAGAAAAACAGCAACUGUAUUUAGCAUGCAAUGGGCAGUCUGAGCUGUGGGACUGGACCACCAGCAUCUUGAAAGCCCAGCAUGACAGCAUCUGCCCAGUCAUUCUCCGCCGACGCUCUUCUUCCGACCUAGCCAAGCAGAAAUUUGGCACCAUGCCCCUGAUUCCUCUGCGUGGAGACAGCACCAAUCCCAUCAUGCUCUCUGCUAAUCAAACCCUGCACCGCCUGCAUACACGAAGGACAUUGUCCAUGUUCUUUCCCAUGAAAAUGCACCAGGACUCACUAGAGGAACAGCAGGAGGCAACUGAAUCGGAGCCUGUCUAUGAGGAGGUGGGCAACUUCUCGGGCAUGGAUUUUCUGGAGCUUGAUCACUCCCUGCUGCCUCCUGUGGAUCGGACCAAGAAGCCAGUCACAUUCAUAGAGCAGGUGCUAUCCAGUCCACUGCCCCCCUGCCCAGUCCCCAGGUCAUCUAGAACCAGCAUAGCAAAGGAAAGCUCCCUGGGGAAAGACCUUUGUCUGGAGCUGGAUACAGAGUCCCUGACACACAGGCUCCCAGGACACAGAGUGACUCAAAGUGCCUCUACUGAAAAAAAGACUGAACUACCCCAAGUACCAUCUACACCAAAUGGAGAGCAGGAGCAGCCAAAUGCAGUGCUGAGCCUCCCUCCAGAGCCUCCAGCCAGCAUGGAGACUCAAGUUAGGGACCUCAGAAAGAAAAGCUUCCAGGCAGACUUAUCCAUCAGUGACAAACUCAUGCAGGAACUGAGCACUGCCAUCUUCCGGAAGAAUGAAUGCCAGACACCAGUGAGGUCAGGGAAGCAGAACCUCUCACCAGAUGCUGAGAACCAGGCUCAGCCAGAAGAAUAAUGUGAUCUGAGGACUGGGAUCUCUUAAUCCAGGUCUAGGCUCAGUGUCAGUCCUGGACCCCAAGAAUGGGUUAUAAGGGAGUCUACAGAGCUUCAUCACUUCUCUUUCCUGUGUAAGCUUCAUGGAAAUGAAGCCAGUGUCCUCCCUGGAAUAGUGGCAUUAAGAAGUCCUCACUUCCUCUCUUCUCACUAUCUCUAUUAAUCAUUAGCAGUUCCAGUUUCUCCUAGGGUUGGGGAAAUGGCAGGAGGAGAAGCUUUGCCAAGACAGAACAAUGUGCCCGUCCAUUGAUGAUGAUGAGCUCCAGCUCAUCUGCAAUACAAUUAUGUACAUAUUCAGGACUGUGUGUAUGCCACAAUUCCUUGACAGCACACAAAGGCACAGAAUGUGGUAUUGGGUGCAUAAUUCAACUUCCUGGAAUCUCAGUUGUCAUUUUCUUUUAAAAAAAGAAGAAGAUGAUGAUGUUUCCAGCCCUCGUGGUCAAGAAGAUGUGCUUGCAAAUAUAUGGGCAAAGCCUGCUGAAAUCUCAGAAGCCAGAGAGGAGUAGCUGGAUAUUUCCAUUAGUUACAGGCAAAGCUUCAGGGCUCUCUCCUUAAAUGACUAGCCGAAAGGAAAAAUAAUUAUGCAAAAUGUGAUUAAACUAUGCAAAUAUGUUCAGCUAGCAUAAUUGUACAGGUCACAGAUUUCAGCUGUUGAUGGUGCAGAAUCUGCAUUGUCUGGACCAGAGAUAUGGAUCUUCCAGAAAAAUUUGAAUGGGAUAAUUUUCCCCUCAAUUGCAUAACACUUGCAUGAAUUCCUCCCCCCCCCCCCCCCCCGCCUUAAAAAGCCAGACUCUGAUGCCCUAAUUAGAUUAUGAUCUGAUCUGGCAUGUGUUUUAACCUAUUUUUACAUUUUAAAAAACCAAAAAACUCUUCCACCAUAUUAAUCUCCCAUACUGUAUCUCAAACGUUUUUCAAGUAGCCAAGUAGGUGAACUGAAAUACUUGAUUACAGGGAGGGAGGGGAAUCCAUAAAGGCAUUUCCUGUGCUUUAAUUUUCAUAAUGGAAUACAUUCAAAGCUUUAUGUGGAAAGAAAAGAAAUUAUUGGAAUACUUAAAACAUAUAUUUUAUUGUUUUGUUAUGUUUACCCUCUCACAGGUUAUAGGUAUAAUCUACUGAAAAAUAUUAAUUACAACUUUAAAAUGGCUGAAUGUGCCUAACAGGGGCGUAGCAAGGUUGGAGUGGGACUGAGGACAAGAUUUUAAAAUGGGCCCCUCACUACUGAUUAACAAAGGAGACUUUCAACCAUGAAGUGUGAUUCUAUGAGGCGAGUCUCAUGAUCGGUGAGACCCCACCGUAAGGGGGUUUGUGGGGAGAGCGGCGUCUCCCCACAGACAAUCAAGGCUGCAGCCCUGGGCAGCCGGAUCAGUCGCCCACACGACUGCCGGCUCCGUCACGGAGCUGGCGGGGGCUGUGCGGCCCCCUGAAGUUCCAUGUUGGAGAGAUUCUUGAUGGGGGGGGUCUCCUCAUGUGUUGCCAUGGCACAGAGGCACACCGCAGCAAUACACGAUCGGAAAACCCGGAUUAGUGGAGCACUCGCUCCGCUAACCUGGGCUAAGGGGAGGGGUAUUUAAGCGGGUUACCCAUUUUGGGGAAAGCAGGCUCAAUUACGAGCCCAGUUGUUCCCACGGUCCAUGGAAAGCGAGCAAAGCUCCCUUAGCCCGCUUUCCAUUGAUCGUGAGAAUCUCCUCUAUGUAUGUUUUCUCAGAAAUCCUAACAAAUUCAGUAAAGUUUGCUUGCAGGUAAGCGUGUGGAGAAUUGCGGCCUCAGGCAGCAAAUCUAACCACAUUUAGCUGCAAGUACAUUCCACCGAAACCUAAAGGACUUUGUAAUUUUCUGCCAUGAAACAAGCCACUUACAGGACAUUUUUGAUGGGUUUCUUUCAAUUUAAAAAAAUAUUAAAACCCAACAAUUUGUCCAGUCCACUUCAGUUUAAAUAUACAUAUUCCUCCCACCCUGCCCUACAUCUCUGCUCAAUACCAAAGCCCUAUGGCAAGUACCGUAUUUUUCGGACAAUAAGAUGCACUUUCCCCCCAAAAAAGUGGGGGGGGGAAUGAGGGUGCAUCUUAUGGUCCAAAUGCUGUCCCCCACCCCGCCCCCCCACCUGAUUAGGGGCCAAAUCGGCCCAAGCUAACUGCCGCCGCGGCGCCCGCGAUGCUCCCAGGCAUCCUUUGCGGCCAAAGCGCCAGUUCGGGCCGAGGCUUUGGAGAGAGAGGAGCUCUGCUUGCGAGCUCCUCAAUCCUUCUCCAGUUACCAGUAUGGGUCCCUGAUUGGGCUUAGAAGGUUAGGACUGGGCAGCUGGGAGGGCGGUCAGCGGCGGGGGGGCAGCCACGGCGGCAGUUAGCUUGGGGCGAUUCGGCCCCUAAUCAGGUGGGGGGGCGGCGGGGGACAGCAUUCGGACGAUAAGACUGGGUUUGUCUUAUCGUCCGGUGCGUCCUAUGGUGCGAAAAAUACGGUAAUUCCCAGUGAUCUAAAGGCUGGGGCAGAAAGGGGGUGGUUUUUUUAUGAAGGCAAAGGGCAGAUUCUUCCAUAUGAGGGUGUAAUGAUGGUCUAAGAGGGGGCUUCUGCUCCAGACAUUUUUGUAAUUUUCUGCCAUGAAACAAGCCACGUAUGAGAAUUUUUGAUGGGUUUUUUAAAAAAAAUAAAAAAUAUUAAAAACCAGCAAA
Messenger RNA from Hemicordylus capensis (graceful crag lizard), 8332 nucleotides. It is a transcript of the gene ARAP3, whose product is annotated as ArfGAP with RhoGAP domain, ankyrin repeat and PH domain 3. Bases 199 to 5631 code for a protein of 1810 amino acids. Gene Ontology annotation, biological process: positive regulation of GTPase activity; signal transduction. Lineage: Eukaryota; Metazoa; Chordata; Lepidosauria; Squamata; Cordylidae. The transcript is spliced from 34 exons. Gene Ontology annotation, molecular function: phosphatidylinositol-3,4,5-trisphosphate binding; protein binding; GTPase activator activity. The record is from RefSeq and is a predicted model, not a curated record.